CCGGCUCGCAUCAGCAGACGGCUGGAAGUGGGCCGUCUGAUCUGACGGCGGGAAGCUCCCCGGGAGCUUAAGGCGACUCUCGAGCCUUGCAGUCCGUCGGUCGGUGUACGGUCGCCGGCGCUCGUGCGUGGGGCGCCGGCGGCGGGUCGCGAGGAUGCGGCCCGCUGCGUCUGGCGUAGCCCUGCUGCUUUGGUGUCGUGCUCUGGCUGGACGUCGUAACCUUCGUCGUCACCGUCAUCGUCGCUGUGUUUGCGGGGCGCCGUGGUGACGCCGUUACGGCUGCCACGACGGCGCGCAUGUCUCCCGACAGACCGAGGUCGAGCCCAGUUUUCUCUGAAGGUGACGAAGGCGGCGGUGGUGGUGUGGCCGGGGUCCGACGAGCCUUUAAGUUCCGCAGUCUACGAACUUUGGCUCGAACCCACCUAGCCAAAGCCGUCAACAGGACUAGAGAAUUUCGCGAAUCUUCGGAGGCUAGGCUCGGCCUCUGUGGUUGGAUCCUCACCGUCUUGUCCUUUGCGAUCGUCGUGGUCACCUUUCCGUUUUCACUGCUCUUUUGUAUCAAAGUUGUCCAGGAAUACGAACGUGCCGUCAUUUUCCGCCUGGGAAGACUUCUGCAGGGGGGUUCGAAAGGACCCGGAAUCUUUUUCAUCCUCCCGUGUAUCGAAAAUUACACCAAGGUUGAUCUCAGGACGCUAACCUUUGAUGUUCCACCCCAAGAGGUGCUGACCAAGGACUCUGUGACGGUAUCCGUCGACGCGGUGGUGUACUACCGGGUGCAGAACGCGGCGGUGUCCGUGGCCAACGUGGAGAAUGCUCACCACAGCACCCGGCUCCUCGCUCAGACUACGCUGCGAAACAUCCUCGGCACCCGGAACCUGCACGAGAUACUCGCCGACAGAGAACAAAUCUCCAACGCCAUGCAGAGCGCCCUGGACGAAUGCACCGAUGCUUGGGGCAUCAAAGUUGAGCGGGUGGAAAUCAAGGACGUGCGUUUACCGGUUCAACUGCAGAGAGCCAUGGCUGCAGAAGCCGAGGCUGCCAGAGAAGCACGAGCAAAGUUGAUCGCCGCCGAAGGAGAGCAGAAGUCGUCUCGCGCCUUGAAGGAAGCGGCGGACGUUAUGUCCCUCAGCCCAGCAGCUCUGCAGCUGCGCUACCUCCAAACCCUCAACACUAUCUCCGCGGAGAAGAACUCGACCAUCAUCUUCCCGCUGCCCAUAGACUUUCUCACAUGCUUCAUGCCACACAAGAAAAGGCACGCCGCUGCGGCAGACGUAGAGGCCGCACUGCACCGAGAAUAGCCGUCAUCGCCCCUUUUCUCUUCACGCCUUUGGAAUUCUCUUCGUGUCGUGGUGUUCCACCACGACCACCUUUCCGAGCAUAGUCCAGAUCAGUCUUGGGUAGUAACUAAGUUACUUUUAACUUGUAACUGUAACUAGUUACUUUUGGGGUUAACUAGUUACAGUAACUACUUACAUUUCCAGAAAAGUAGCUUUUAACUGUAACUAGUUACUAUUUCUGUGAAUGUAACUGCAAAAUGUAACUAGUUACUCGUAUAAAUGUUCUAUCUUUUUUACGUACGUAUUUUUCCCUGUGGGAGAGUCACAUAUUGACUUAUACAGCUUCUGGUUAAGUGCAAUAAUACUUUUAUCGCACUUAAGUAUAUGUAAACAAAUGUAUGUUUUUAACGAUUGUACUAUCACCCUCUCAUGGUCAUUUUUAUAAAAAGUAACUGUAAUGUAACUAAGUUACUUUCUCACAGUCACUGUAACUCUAACUAGUUACUUGACCAAGAAAGUAACUAUAACUGUAGCUUAGUUACUUAGCCAAGAAAGUAACUAUAACUGUAACUUAGUUACUUAGCCAAGAAAGUAACUAUAACUGCAACUCAGUUACUUUCUAGAAGUAACUUACCCAAGACUGGUCCAGAUACUUUGUUCUUUUCUGCACACAGGCUCUUAUCCUAUCCUGAGUGUGAAGGUCACACCUUUACGCGAGGGGGGAAGAGCUAAAGGGUAUCACGAAAGGAAACUUCAAGCACACAAAGCAGAGAGAUCUGCUGUCGCGCUUGUUUCUUUUAUUUUUUUUCGUAAAUCAGCGUGUACAUAAAGCCUUGCAUCAUAUAGUGCCUGACACCGCAGUACACCGUUCUUAACGUGGCACCGAUUUCCGAACCUCCAAAGGUGGGAGUGAGUAAACAUAUACACAAAGUGCACGGGACUUGCAAACGAUUGACAUUCCUGUUCUCGUUGAUGUCUUACUGGAUUGCGAUUCUUGUAAAGGGAAAUAUCAUAAACGUCGGCGACAUGGUACAGUAAUUGUUAUGAACCACUACUGUGUAUGUAGAAAGAUUGAUAUGAGUUGUUUGCGGUUUUGCUUAGCAUGCCAUAAGAGGUCAAUCGGCUUCCGGUUUGAGUGACACGAAAUGUUUGUCCAUUUGAUAACUAUGCACUUUUCUGUAGAGUGCUGAAACUGACAUCCACAUGCCAAACGCACAUUUAUCGUUCAUUUAGAACAGUAUUGUCACACUAGAAAAGUUACCGUGCCAGCUAAUUAUGAAAAUCAUUUUUUAAAUCCCGAACCUUUGGUUUGUCGCACUUUGUCAUCCAACUGGAAAUCCGCAGUAAAUUUCGUAAAAGCGGCCGAUUAAAUUUGUAAUAGUAAUUCGUGACUAUGCCUCGCGAAACAACUCUGAUCAGAUUAAAUCAGCUUUCUUUGAUCCAAACACUUCAUGAACGAUCUUGUCUAUGACGUAACCAAACAUAAACAGCUAUAUGUAUAAGCAUAUAAAAUUAUGAUACAUGAAACUAUGUAAUAAUAAGAAUACAGUCUCUAGGAUAACCUUAUAGCCUGUGCUCUCGCUGGUCCACAGAGCGACAUACGAACCCCACAAUGUAAUUUAUCCAUUUCUGGGGCACGUGCUAUAUGCCUGAAAUUGUGACUAUGUAGUGACUUUCGCAAUACACAUACACACACACAUUUUCUGUGCGCAUUUAUACGAAAUCUCGACAUCAUAUUCUCGAUGCAUGUGCGAAGGCCAUCAUUACUUUGUACUUUUUUACGCGAAGCGUGGUCGAGGAUGUCCAUGUUGCAGUCUGCCGCGUGGCGAUAGGCUGUUGAGGAACCGGCCCGAUAUAUAACCUCUGCCUUCUGCUAAAUGAACGUGCCUGUCGCCUGACCGUGAGCCCCAUAGGCCGAACGUGCAGCCCCCGAACGAAGCUAUGUCGUAAUGGCUGGGCCGAACCCUUGAACGCACGCACAAUUUCCCGCCAGAAGGCUGCUCAUUCUCUCCAAAACAGAGGCAACUGUCAGCGUUGCCAGAAGACGCCAAACUUGACAUACCUGACCCCGUGCUGUCCUGCGAGAUAGACGCGCCGAGAAGAAAGAGAGAGAAAGAAAGAAAAGAAACUUAGAUAUGCAUAUAUAUAUAUAUAUAUAUAUAUAUAUAUAUAUAUAUAUAUAUAUAUAUAUAUAGAAAUAAGAAUAAGCGAGGCUUCGGCGGAAGUUUACAGUAAACUAGAACACCAAUAAUAUAUUAUGAGUUAAGGGGACUGUUAGUUAUGCUAUUCUAAGGCCGGAGUCACACUGGUUAUACAUUAUACACGAACAUCCCGUCAUACAUGUAUGAUCAUACAGUGCUGGUCACACUGCUUAUACACCGGCAAAAUGUGUUUUAAAACACGUAUGUAUAACCAGUGUGACCGUGUCGUCAUACAAGCAAGCGCUCCGACUGUGUUUGACAACAUGUUUCAAACACACGACGGUGUAUUUGGGGUAGAAGUGCAAGGGUGCAGGCGAGCUGGUGCAUUGUAAAAC
Molecule: messenger RNA, 3813 nt
Organism: Ornithodoros turicata
Lineage: Eukaryota; Metazoa; Arthropoda; Arachnida; Ixodida; Argasidae
Product: band 7 protein AGAP004871-like
Exons: 9
Coding region: 297-1298 (333 amino acids)
Cellular component (GO): plasma membrane
Source: RefSeq, a predicted model, not a curated record